AUGGCGCCCGCAUCUGCCCCAUCACCCAGCCCAACUACACCUCCCUGCGGUUCGACAACGGUCGCCCAGAGCGACGUGAUGCCGGAUGCGGACUUGCACAAUGCCACGCCCGCCUCGAGAAAUCCUCACAAAACAGAUCUCGGCACCGGGCUGCCCCGGAGGAACCGGUGGGGGGUGUAUCUGCACUGGACGCUGCCGCGAGUGUAUCGGACCGGCGUGGCGACGGCGGCACGAGAGGAAGACGAGCAUGGGCAAGAAGGCGUUGCACCAGCCCAACGAUCUUCCUCCCGGUCCAAGUGCUUCGAUGCGCCCACCCGGUGGCUCAUCAUCCGCAAGCUGGCAUUGGACUCCGUGAGACCCGUCGCCGCCGCAGCGGAAGUCUCCGAGUACGAGGCGUGGGUGGUCGAGAGCGACCACGUGUGGCACCUGGACGACAUCUCGCUCGAGGCGGACUUCUAG
Aspergillus japonicus CBS 114.51 is the source of this 459-nucleotide messenger RNA. RefSeq lists its product as uncharacterized. Lineage: Eukaryota; Fungi; Ascomycota; Eurotiomycetes; Eurotiales; Aspergillaceae. Bases 1 to 459 code for a protein of 152 amino acids. The transcript has a single exon. The record is from RefSeq and is a predicted model, not a curated record.